Molecule: messenger RNA, 3274 nt
Organism: Rubroshorea leprosula
Lineage: Eukaryota; Viridiplantae; Streptophyta; Magnoliopsida; Malvales; Dipterocarpaceae
Source: the annotation of a GenBank genome assembly
GUUCAUGAAAUUUGAACUGUUGGCACUGCUUUAAUUAAUGUAUUAUUGCUAAAACAGUUCCUUUGCAAUGCAGUGCUGCUGUUCUCUGAUUUAUGAAGUCCCUCAGUUAAUCUCUGAGAGGCAUCACAUCGACAGGCAAUCCAUGUUGUACAGUAUGGAGCGAUCGUUGUCUGGUCUGGCUCAAAACCAUGUGUUAAAAACUUUAAAACCCAAUAUAUCUGGCUCAAAGUCUCUUUUUGAGAAGAUCUUUGGCUUAUCUGAUGGAAAUGCAAGGGCUCAGUCAAUGCCAUGCUUCCACAGUACUGGCUCUUUUCUGCUUCAAUCUGGAUGCCAGUAUCAUUAUCUUGUUAAGUUGCUAAAGAUGCUCAUACACAGAAGUCGACGUUGCAAUUAUUUAAGAUUGUUGGAGAAGCAUUGUGCCUUGCCCAUAUUGGAUUCAAUGGCUGCCAGAAGUUCAAGUACCGUACUUGAGAGUGAAGAAAUGGGCAUGGAAACACAUGAUACUCAGUCUGAGUCAACUAGGACUUAUUGCUCGAAAAGUCAGGUUGUGUCAUUUAUUUGGGCUGUUUGUAGGAGUAUUAUUCCUCCAGAUUUACUAGGAUCUCCUUCUAAUUGGAGAAUCCUGAGGAGCAAUAUUUCGAAAUUUCUUGGGCUGCGAAAAUUUGAGAAAUUCUCUGUAAGGCAAUGCAUAUAUAAGUUAAAAACUUCCAGUUUCCCAUUUUUGUCAAGUAAACACCCUUCAUGUGAAUGUGAUGUAAAAAGUUUUGCGGGGCAGAAUGAAAACAUUCAGAAAUUAUUGAGAGGAAUAAAAGAUAGUUUAACAAAUGCUAAGCAUAAACUCUUUGUGAACUGGAUUUUUUGGUUCUUUAGCUGUCUAGUUGUGCCCCUGAUUCAAGCCAACUUCUAUGUUACUGAAAGUGAGCAUGGAAAACAUGAUCUGUACUAUUAUCGGAAGUCAGCCUGGAUGAAGUUGACGGACAGAGCCAUUAAUUGCCUUAAAGAUGGGAUCUAUAAUCCAUUAAAUGAGGCAGCUGUUAGAAAUAUAUUAAGCAAGAGAUCAUUUGGUUUCUCAAAGCUUAGGCUUCGUCCAAAGAAUACUGGUGUAAGGAUGUUGGCAAAUCUCAAAGCUCCAUCUAGAUUGCCAAGAAAGGGGUUCUCUUCUAGAGGUAAAUGUGUUGGAACUCAGAGAAACAAACAAUCACAUGAUAGAACUGGCAAAUUUGUCAAUUUCAAGUCUGUAAACUCUAUUCUUCGUGACACACAUGCGGUUCUCAAAGGUUUACAGUUGAAAGAGCCAGAGAAGCUGGGUUCAUCAGUUUUUGAUUAUAAUGAUGUCUACAGAAGGUUGUGCCCUUUUCUAAUGAGUCUGAGGAAUGUGUCAACAACUCUUCCUGGUCUAUUCAUCGUUGUUUCUGAUGUAUCAAAAGCAUUUGAUUCUGUCAUUCAAGAUAAGCUGAUUUCUGUAAUGAAAGAAGUCAUAGUGGAGGAUGAAUAUGUCUUGCAACAAUCUUGCCAAGUUGUAUGUAUGGAAAGAUCAUUAUGGGAGCAUAAGAAUGUCUUAUUGACAGAUAGAACUUUGGACACUGAUUUAACAAGCUUCAAACCUUGUGUUCCAUUUCGCUCGUUGCAUAGCAUUCUUGUUAACCAGGGGUGCAGCCGGUUGGUUAAAAAGGAAGAUAUCUGUUUUAAUCUGAAAGAGCAUCUGAAGCAGAAUGUAGUUCAGUUUGAUAAGAACUUCUACUUGCAAAUCAAAGGAAUACCUCAAGGAAGUGUUUUGUCUUCUCUGCUGUGCUCUUUGUAUUAUGGACAUAUGGAAAGGAAUUUGAUCAUUCCACUUCUUGAGAGGGUUUCUAAAGAUAUUACUGAAGAUUUAUUAACUCAACAGAUUUCUUCCAGUGCUUCUACCAUGCAGAACUUGAGAGACGUUGCAGUUAUUGCACCCCUUAGGUAUUUACUACUUAGAUUUAUUGAUGACUUUCUUUUCAUAUCAAUGUCAAAGGCACUUGCUGCUGCCUUCUUCUCCAUGUUGAAGGGAGGAAUUCCUGAUUACAACUGCUAUAUGAAUCAUGAAAAAUUCUGCUCAAAUUUUGACAUUGGACAUCAACUGGGGCAUCCCUCAAAUAGGGUUUGUGUGAGUGAAAAAGGUAUCCCAUACAUCUGUUGGAGUGGUUUGCUCAUUAACUCCUGUACGUUAGAAGUCCAGGCUGAUUAUUCAAGGUAUUUGAUUAACCAUCUACGUUCAGCUCUUACUGUCCGCUGGCAGGAUAGGCCAGGUCAUAACCUGAAGAGGAAAGUCUGUGACUUUUUAAGACCUAAGUGUCAUACCAUAUUCUUUGAUUCUAAUAUCAAUUCAGCAGCUGUUGUCAGAUUGAAUAUCUAUCAAGCCUUCUUGUUGUGUGCAAUGAAGUUCCAUUGUUAUGUUUCUGAAUUAUCAUAUAUUUGCAAACUUCGUGCACAGUUCUAUUUGAAGAUCAUCAUGAGAUCCUUGAGGUACAUGUACAGGCUUAUCAGGAGAAGGAUGCAUUCUUCUUACGGGGGUCAUAACUUCCGUCCCAUCCUUAAUCUGCAAGAUCAAGAAGUAAAAUGGCUUGGACUACAUGCCUAUAUCCAAGUGUUGAAGAUGAAGCAAUCAAGGCAUAAAGUACUGCUCUCUCUGCUGAACUCCAAGUACUGUGCACAUAAACUAACUGGGAAUACCUCUUCCGACUUAAAUUAUGCAAUUGAAAGGUCAAAUUCCUCCUCACUAUGGAGAAUCAAGUAUUAGAUUCAGGAAAUAUGGGAGGUAGAAUGCGGUAUUUGAACCUUUUCUUUUGUUAUGCUACUGCUAAUUGUUCUUUCUGUUUAUAUGCAAUCAAGAGUUUCUUCUUAAUAGUUAAAUUAGAUCGUUGUCUCUAACAAGUUCAAAUGCAAAAUAGAUUUUGCUGAAUGUCUGAUUUCUGCUGCUGGAUUAAGCAGGCACUGUGAUCUUUAUUAUGCAAUCAGGAGGCGGGUAUUACAGUCUUGGAGGGGUUGCUGUUAAAUGCUAGCUCUAGCAUUAGGUUGUGGUGGAAAGUGAUUCAGGAUUUUCAACAGCUUAUAGUCAUAGGCCAUAGGGAUAUAUUUCACAAGGCACUCCAUCCAUGAGAAACUUUUGUUGGAUGAUUGUAGGUGACAUUCUGGACCUAUGUAAAUGCUUCGACCCUUGUUUUCAAUAUGGCAAGGAUAAUUUUCCUCAAAAAAAAAUAUGGCAAGGAUAUUAGCUAUUGUGAAGAAGUGCUCAAGUUACUUUUUUAGG